Protopolystoma xenopodis is the source of this 537-nucleotide messenger RNA. The record is from the annotation of a GenBank genome assembly. NCBI's taxonomy places the organism in Eukaryota, Metazoa, Platyhelminthes, Monogenea, Polystomatidea, Polystomatidae.
AUGGACGGACGGCGUGACGUGACGACAGCGAGACCGUCUGGAGCCGAAUGGGCGAGUCGGCCACGAAGAUUGCGCCACUCGUACCGCAUGAUCCCUCGUCCGCUCACCGUCAGGGAGGCACGUAUCUUUGAUCCACCAAUUAGUUGCCCACACACACACACACACAAACACACACACAGAGAACAUGCAAAGGGUGAGGAAGAAUCGGAGGUAACAAAGCGUCAUGCAGGACCGGAGAGAAUGAUUAAUUGGAUACCAGCAGUCAUUUUGACGGCGAAAGUGAGCCUGUACCUUCAUGGUCGUAAUGGUGGUGGUGGUGGUGGUGGUGGUGAAGACAAUAAGGGUUCUGGUGGUUACGCGGACAAAAUCGGCUGGCUGAGACGUCGGGGAGGCGAAGGAAGAAAGGAUGGACAAACAACAGCCCAUUGUGCUGGUGGUGGUGGUGGUGGUGGGGACGAACCAACUGGGCAAGGGCAUGGGAUGAACGCAGUGACUGACGAAAAUGUUGUCAAGACGUCGUCCUAUCGGAUGGGGUAG